UUCCCCUCCUCUCUAUAUAAAGCAAUGAGGCACUGCUAGUUUGAUUCAUAGUUGGUUUUUUGAGAAUCUCCUUCAGAAGAUCAGAAAGAAGAUGUCUUGCAGCGGCGGAAAGUGCGGGUGCGGUUCUGGGUGCAGCUGCGGCAGCUCUGGAGGAUGCAAGAUGUACCCUGAGAUGGCUGAGAAGAGCACCACCUCUGAAACUGUGAUCCUUGGGGUUGCUCCUGAGAAGGGGAAAUUCGAAGGACUCGAGAAGGUUUCUGAGACCACCGAGGGGAGCUGCAGCUGCUCGUGUGGAUCCAGCUGCCGGUGUAACCCUUGCCGGUGCUAAAUUACGAAGCAUCAGCUUCAUAUAAUACCUCCUGGGGAUGAACAUGUGUGGGGUGUGACAUAUCUAUGUAAUUUGUCUUAUGCUUUGGAACAUCUGUAGUUCUAUAACAAAUAAAUAGGCCAUGGAUGUGUGUGCCAAUUAAUAAUACUUCUUGGUGUGGAUGAAUGAUGGAUUGGGAGUGUAAUAGUUGUAACCAUGGCUGGUGAAGUUGGGUGCAUAUUAAACUCCUGCCAUAUAUCUGUGUGUGUUUUUGUGUGCUUUUGGUGCUGAAUAAAGGUUUGGAAAUUUAGUGUGUUUCUAUU
Messenger RNA from Ananas comosus (pineapple), 630 nucleotides. Its product is annotated as metallothionein-like protein 2A. The transcript has 3 exons. The record is from RefSeq and is a predicted model, not a curated record. Bases 92 to 328 code for a protein of 78 amino acids. Gene Ontology annotation, molecular function: metal ion binding. NCBI's taxonomy places the organism in Eukaryota, Viridiplantae, Streptophyta, Magnoliopsida, Poales, Bromeliaceae.